Molecule: messenger RNA, 1895 nt
Organism: Achroia grisella
Lineage: Eukaryota; Metazoa; Arthropoda; Insecta; Lepidoptera; Pyralidae
Product: all trans-polyprenyl-diphosphate synthase PDSS2-like
Exons: 2
Coding region: 69-1316 (415 amino acids)
Biological process (GO): isoprenoid biosynthetic process; ubiquinone biosynthetic process
Cellular component (GO): transferase complex; mitochondrion
Molecular function (GO): prenyltransferase activity
Source: RefSeq, a predicted model, not a curated record
GUGCUCUACGAAAUUUACUCGUUUUAAUUUAUAUUAAUUUAAUAAAUAUAGAAUAACUUGUAUACUGAAUGAGUGUUAUAAAACCACAGUUAAAUAAAUUAGCAGCCAUGUCGUACACACUAAUACGGCAAUUACGCCAUACGGCUAUAUUAUCACAGCAAAUUAGAGUUGAAAGUACCAUGACCAAUCUAACCCAGGAAGCGAUUCUAUUUCGACCUCCAUUUACACAAUUCGCCAAAGUUAUAAGAGAAGCAGAGAAAAUAGUUGGAUAUCCAACCUCUUUUAUGAACCUACGGUGGUUAUUGAGUGAUGAAUUUGCCAAUUUAGCGAUGCAUUUGCGAAAAGUUGUUGACACAAAUCAUCCCAUCAUUAAAACUGCGAAAUCUGUGAUAUACAAUGAACAUAAUAACCUACAACCAUGGGGCCUCAUAAUCUUGCUACUAUCCAAAGCCGUAAAUCCUCCAGUAACAAACAUACAGACAUCAAAAAUCACAGACAACCAAAGAGUACUAGCUGAACUAACAGAGAUGAUACGAACUGGUCAUUACGUACACCGAGGCUUACUAAAUAUAAAAGUAUCAGAACGAUCAACUGUAGCUGAUACAACAAUAUUUGCAAAUAAAAUAGCUAUACUCAUUGGUGAUUACUUACUCGUAACUGCAAAUGGUAUGUUGGCAAGGUUACGGAACCAAGAUUUAUCGUAUUUAAUAUCAACUGCUUUAAGAGAUUUGAGCGAAGGAGAAUUCUUUGGUGAUCGAGACGCACAGAACAUGCCAUUACCAGGGAAACCUACGAGUAAUCCGUUGGAUUUGUUCCCUAUUUGCACAGACACCAUACCUUUAGAUGUGACAAAUACAUUGGGAUCCCCAGUCCGGGAGUGGACGUUACGAACUAUGUAUAGUGGUGGUUCCCUGUUCGGUCGGGGUUGUCAAGGGGCUGUACUACUUGGAGGCCGAAGCUCAGAGGAACAGGAUUUAGCGUAUCUGUUCGGUAGCCAUUUAUGCCUUGCAUGGCAGGCUGCGAACGAAUUACAGAAGUUAACGUCCGAGACUAAAGAGAGUUAUUCAUUAGUGAGUGCACCAGUGCUCUUCGCUUUGUGUGAAAAUCCGGAUUUAUAUGAUAUAAUUGCAAAAGGUAAGGAGAAUAUAACAGAUGUAGAUUUAGAUGACUUAAAGGAGGAGAUAAUUAGAACAGAUGCUAUUGAACGAACCAGGCUCUUAUAUAUUGAAAAUGCCAAUAAAGCAAAGAGUUACGCUGAAAUGUUUGGUAACAGCGAACCUAUAGACACAAUAAAACGACUAAUAGAAACUAUAUAAUAAUAUAAGAAAUAACUAUAUUUAUUAGUUUGAUUGAAGGAAUGGAACUCUUUAUAUAUUGGGAUAGAUCAUUAAGAAUUUUUUAUUGAAAUUUGUUAAUUAUUUUUAUAGACCUUGUGUGUGUAAUCCUUUGGAUUAAAAGUAAAAAAUAUCUAUUAAAUGACAAAGUAUGUUGAUAAUAGAGAAUAGAAGGAUAACCAAGGUCUAGUGUUGGGCUAUCAGCAAAAGUAUUAGAUAUAUAGGUACCUAAGUAGUAAAAUAUAACUGAAGGACAACAGAUUAUGCCAUUAUAAGUUCCUAUUGAAAAAUAUGUAAAUACAAAUUAUAUCAAUGCACAUACUAAAAUAAUUUCAGACUAGAAUUAUUUAAAAAAAUGCAAAUAAUACUGAGACAAUACAUGUAUAUAGACAUAUGUAUUGCUUGAUCUGAAUCUGGAUAUCCAGAACAUACUAUUAAUAUAUCAAAGAUCUCCGAAAAACUCCAAAAUCUCGACAAUGUGAUUAUUAGCCUAUAUAAAUAAUUAAAUUAUUGGUGAUAAAUAAAUAUAUUUAAUUAAAAUGGUUAAUAAUAAAAUUUGAA